GACUUAGGAUCUGAAGCAUAGAAGAAGACGCCCAUAGAGCAGCAUGUUCAUUUAUCAAAAGUUUACUUAGAAUUCUAAAUUAAAAAUGAGCUUUGCUUCAUAAUUUACCUUAACACGUUUGUACAGCUCAACUUGUGAUGUUAAAAUGUCAACGCUCGUCUUAGACAAUGGUGCGUACUUCGCUAAAAUUGGAUACAGUCAUGAGAAAGUCAGUGUUAUCCCAAACUGCCAAUUCCGUUCAAAGACCUCCAGGCUGAAAACAUUCACAGCUAAUCAGUUAGAUGAAAUCAAAGACCCGUCUGGACUCUUCUACAUCCUUCCUUUUCAAAAGGGGUAUCUUGUAAACUGGGAUGUGCAGCGCAAAGUCUGGGAUCAUCUGUUUGGAAAAGAGAUGUUUAAGGUGGACUUUGCAGAUACCAACAUUGUGAUAACAGAACCAUACUUCAACUUCAGCUCAAUUCAGGAAUCAAUGAAUGAGAUUUUAUUUGAAGAUUAUCAGUUCCAGUCAGUACUCAGAGUUAAUGCUGGAUCUUUGAGUGCUCAUCGGUACUUCCAUGAGAAUAACUCUGAGCUGUGUUGCAUCGUGGUGGACAGCGGCUUCUCCUCCACACACAUCGUUCCUUAUUGCAGAGGACGAAAGAUGAAGGAGGGCAUUUGCAGGAUAAAUGUAGGAGGAAAGCUGCUCACCAACCAUUUGAAAGAGAUCAUUUCAUACAGACAGCUGCAUGUGAUGGAUGAGACUUAUGUGAUCAAUCAGGUCAAGGAAGAUGUGUGUUAUGUGUCACAAGAUUUCUACAAGGACAUGGAGAUUUCACAAUUGAAAGGAGAAGAUAAUACAGUUGUGACAGAAUAUGUGCUGCCAGAUUUUAGCUCUAUCAAAAAGGGAUUUUGCAAGCCUAGAGAGGAGAUGAAUUUUACCGGCAAAUAUAAAACUGGGGAGCAGGUUCUGCGGCUCACCAAUGAGAGGUUUGCAGUGCCAGAGAUGCUCUUUCACCCCUCUGACAUUGGCAUUCAGGAGAUGGGCAUACCUGAGGCUUUGGUCCACUCCAUUAACAACAUGCCAGAAGAGAUGCAGCCCCAUUUCUACAAGAACAUUGUUCUUACUGGCGGCAGCGCCUUGUUCCCUGGAUACAGAGAUCGGGUUUACAAAGAAGUCCGGGCACUCGCUCCUGUAGAAUAUGAAGUUUCUGUUGUUCUGCCACUGAAUCCUGUAUGUUACCCAUGGGAAGGAGGAAAGUUAUUGGCUGAAAACCCUGACUUUGAAGAGCUGGUGGUCACGCGAGAGGAUUAUGAGGAAAAUGGACACUAUGUUUGCGAGGAGAAGUUUGAUGUGUGACUGCACAUGAGUUGAAAAUUUGAACCCUAUAUGUGUUGUAUGAAAACUAAGCUGUACAAAGGCAUACAUACUGUACAUUACACUCAAUAUUAUUCAAUUCAACAUAGAUUUUCACAUUAAAUGUCAUAAUGUAGUUGUUUUCCCCCAUUUUUAGAACGUUAUGUAUAUAUGUUGUAUUAAAAUGUGUAAGGUAGAAAUAAAACUACCAGUUGUACUUUUU
Carassius auratus (goldfish) is the source of this 1556-nucleotide messenger RNA. RefSeq names its product actin related protein 6 (gene actr6). The record is from RefSeq and is a predicted model, not a curated record. The transcript is spliced from 11 exons. Lineage: Eukaryota; Metazoa; Chordata; Actinopteri; Cypriniformes; Cyprinidae. The coding region runs from base 146 to 1336 and encodes 396 amino acids.